Molecule: messenger RNA, 891 nt
Organism: Mycena indigotica
Lineage: Eukaryota; Fungi; Basidiomycota; Agaricomycetes; Agaricales; Mycenaceae
Exons: 3
Coding region: 1-891 (296 amino acids)
Source: RefSeq, a predicted model, not a curated record
AUGUCGUCCCAGUCAUCACCGCCAUCGCGCUCCUUGUCUCGGAGCGACCUCUCCUCGUCUUUUUUGUCGACUCCCUCGUCGAUGCAGACGGCCACGCCUACAAGUGACCUUCUGGGAUUCACAUCCUCCUCGCUUAUGCCCCAGCAAUCUGGGACCCAUCCAGGGGGCUCGUGCAAUGGGCCAAGCUGCCCAAAUUCGCCGCCCCCAGCGCUCUAUCUAUACACCUUCCUCUCGACACUCGUCAUUCUUCUCCUUGUCAGCGCUGCCAUCGUCAUUAGGUCGCUAUUUCUUCGACGCCAACAGCGAAUCGCCAUCGCGAAUGGAACUUGGAUACCUCCUCCAAUGCCUUUUCCCGGGGGGACAGGGAGGCGCCGACACAACCCAUACGCGGGACUGCCCAAGCCUGUCUUAUUCGAUGUCUUUCUCGAGGCCAAUUCGGAGAAGCUCAGAGAAAGUAGAUGGAAUGGGUUGCAGCCUCUUUGUGUCGUAUCCGUUCCCCUGCAUUCCGAUUCAGUGGUUUCGCCAACUCCACUCCCCAAUGCUCCAUCUACUCUCCCACCUUCAUCGACAUCUCUAGUCCCACGCACGCUGCGAACGGCUUACCACUAUUUUUACCCACCCUCUCCACCUCCAACGCCUCCGCCCUCAGCACCACCAAUUCCCGAGCCUAAAGCGACGGAACUCUCACCGUCAGAUCCCACCGUAGUGCGACUGGGUUUGCUGGUCGCAAUGCCGUGCCCAGAACUAUCCCCUCACGAAGAGGAACUCGAGCUUCCAUAUAUCGAGUUCGGUGUUGUCCAGGUCGACGUGGCCGAUUACCAGUCCGUCGUAUCUGCAGGUAGCAAGGCCCCCAUGAUAGGGCAUGAAGCGGACGAAGAUGAGCAGGGUUGA